AUGUCUUUUUCCAAGGUUAACCAAGCUAACAAGGCGUCACCGGAAGUUCUCGCAAGUCAGGUUCAGUCAACACUAAGGCUCAAAGAACAAAUGUUUUGCGUCGAUGUGCAAACUUCAACGACGCUGUCUCAGUCCACUCGAGAGGACAUUUGGAACAUCUUCGAAACCAAUAUGCGAGACAUGUAUAAUUCGUCAUCGUUUGGCUGGGAUCCUCCUGAAAAGCAAGCGGAAUUGUUCCAUCCUCUAUCUCGGUUUCUUGUGGUCCACAAGAGCCAUUCAGUCGAGAACGUAGACGACGAGCGAGCCAAGGUCGAAGCCUAUGCCAUGUUUCGCUUUGAACGGGAAGAACGAGAAAAUGUGGUCUACUGCUACGAGUUGCAGGUAUCGCCGACGGCCCGACAGCUCGGACUUGGCAAAGCCUUGAUGCAGGAUUUGUCUAGGAUGGGUGCAGCGUGGGGCAUGAAGAAAGUGAUGUUGACCGUCUUCAAAGCGAAUGCCGACGCCUGUCGGUUUUACGAGCAUAUGGGGUUCACGAUGGACGAAACAUCUCCAGGGUUCGCCGAGGACGGAGACGAGUGGGUGGAUGAAGAGGAAGGAGACUACGUGAUCUUGUCCAAGCCGACGAGCGUGUGA
Molecule: messenger RNA, 633 nt
Organism: Coniophora puteana RWD-64-598 SS2
Lineage: Eukaryota; Fungi; Basidiomycota; Agaricomycetes; Boletales; Coniophoraceae
Product: acyl-CoA N-acyltransferase
Exons: 7
Coding region: 1-633 (210 amino acids)
Cellular component (GO): nucleus
Molecular function (GO): histone H4 acetyltransferase activity; protein N-terminal-serine acetyltransferase activity; histone H2A acetyltransferase activity
Source: RefSeq, a predicted model, not a curated record